AUGUCUCUCAUCGCUUCGUCUCAUCGUGCCUUCGUGCACACGCUCUCCGCGAAACACAACAUCGUCGCAAAAGGAAAAGGAAAAGGAGGAAGAAUAAGAAGAGAACACCACUCAUUCUUUUUGUCGAAGGAGUCGAAACGUCGUCGUUUGAAAGCAGCGAGAGAUGAUAAUACGACGCGCGCGACUUCCGCGUCGUCCUCGAAUGAUUUCACGACGACACAUAAUCAUCAUCAACGACAAGAGCCACUGAGCAUGAAAGCGACGAGCGGUAAAAAGAAAUACCCCGUGGCGACGCACUCGAUUCAGACGAUUCAGACGACGGCGAGCGCGUUCACACAACAGGAACAAAAACAGGAUAAGAAGAUGAUAAAAAAAACAACAACACGACUAAAAAAAUCAAUAGUAACGAAUACGAAUAAACAAAAGUGGUGGGAGAAAUACCAAUCGACUUCUUCUCAUCCAAGAAACUUGAUACUCGUAAAGAACAUCGACGAGUUUCUCAGCUAUUUAUACGCGUCCGCGACGAUGAUUCAUCGCGACAUCGAUAACCACUCAAAUUCCAUCGACGAAGGCGUCGAGGACGAGGAGAAGAGCAACGACAUCGAACAAAUACUCGAACGUAAAUCGCCGCUCGUUGUUGUUAAGUACUUCCGGGAAGAUUGCCCGGCGUGCAGAAGCGUCCAUCCAAAGUUCGCUAAAAUAGCUGAGCGUGAAUUUUCGAACGUUUUGUUCCUGAAAGUCAAUUUGUCGGAGUUUGACGACAGCUUCGCGGAGGACAUGAACAUCGUCUCGGUUCCUCACGUGCAAGUAUACAACGGCGCAGAGGGCUUAGUCAGUGAAUUUUCGUUGAACCUGAUGCCUAAAUCUCUGCGAAACUUUAGAAAUAUCCUCGAUGCGUACACAUCGUGCGCGGAUAAUCUUCCAAAGAGAGAGAUCCAAGGGCCGGCUUCUUUUGUUUCCGCAACCGGUUGGCCGGGAUAUUAUCGCGGCCAGAUGAAAUACUUAGUCGAGUGUAAGAGAAACUUUUGGAGGUUUCGCAGGGCAGAAGAGGAUGAAGAAGAGUAA
Messenger RNA from Bathycoccus prasinos, 1065 nucleotides. RefSeq lists its product with no specific name. The transcript has a single exon. NCBI's taxonomy places the organism in Eukaryota, Viridiplantae, Chlorophyta, Mamiellophyceae, Mamiellales, Bathycoccaceae. Gene Ontology annotation, biological process: cell redox homeostasis. The record is from RefSeq and is a predicted model, not a curated record. The coding region runs from base 1 to 1065 and encodes 354 amino acids.